CCAACGGCACCGCUACUACGCUCGUAACUUCCAUAAAUAAGAGAGGUGUACCCCCCAAAACUAAGUCUGAUUAGUAACCGCACUACUGGACCCGGGAGAAUGAGGUUCGAUGUUUUGGUUCCCGCAAGGGUAUAUGUUCUUAACGAAGAAGAAGUGCCUUCGAUUACAACUCCAGGGUCUGACGUCAUAGACGUGGGACCAAACAUAUACAGAAAGCGACUCAUUGCCAUCAAAACAAUAGACAACGACGCGGGCGUGCGGCGCAUCGCUCCCGAGAGACGAAGAUGUCGGUUCACUGACGAGAACCCACUGACCGUAUACCGCCACUACUCCCCCACGGCAUGCGCCGCCCAGUGCCGGAGUAACCACCAGUUGCGGGCCUGCAACUGUACCAACUUCUACACGCCCAACACUGACGACCGUUUGAAAUGCAAUAUUUCUGGUAUUAUGUGUAUUAAUGAAAAUUUGGCAUCGUUGGCGGUAUUAAAAGCGCGUUGGUCCUCUCGAAAAGGCUUAUACUGCGAUUGUUUACCUUCCUGUACGGAAGCUGACAUCUCGAUAGUUAAAGAUUUUAAAGAAGAGACUAACAACGACUUUGCGACUGUGGAGAUUGUAAUGCCAUUUCUGCCCAGUGAGCGCUUUAGACGAAAUGUUGUACGCGGAGCACUGGAUUUAGUAGUGUCUACAGGAGGAACCGCUGGCCUUCUGUUGGGAGCGAGCAUUUUAAGUUUUGUUGAACUUAUCUACAUACUGUUAGUUCGACCAUUGUUUGAUACGUAUGCUCUCCGAGAUGAGGAUCCGUGGCAUAAAAAAUACGGGAAUAGACGUGUUGGCGAGUUUAGUAAUAAAACAGCGAAGAAGUUGCAAAAAAUAACGGAUUGAGACUAUACAACUUUGUGGUGUAGUUCGACUGCAGUCCGUUAAAAUGUUUAUAGUCCUUGGAACAGUGGAAGGUGUGUUGGCCUGCUAGUUCAUAAGUCUUAGGCUACUAUUCUAUGUAAUCAUUAAAUGAAUCAUUUAUUUUAAAGGUAUUUUAUGUAUAAAUUUAAUU
Molecule: messenger RNA, 1051 nt
Organism: Leptidea sinapis
Lineage: Eukaryota; Metazoa; Arthropoda; Insecta; Lepidoptera; Pieridae
Product: pickpocket protein 28
Exons: 5
Coding region: 100-882 (260 amino acids)
Biological process (GO): sodium ion transmembrane transport
Cellular component (GO): membrane
Molecular function (GO): ligand-gated sodium channel activity
Source: RefSeq, a predicted model, not a curated record